Messenger RNA from Zasmidium cellare ATCC 36951, 1950 nucleotides. RefSeq lists its product as uncharacterized. The record is from RefSeq and is a predicted model, not a curated record. Gene Ontology annotation, molecular function: single-stranded DNA binding. Gene Ontology annotation, cellular component: RNA polymerase III complex. Bases 1 to 1950 code for a protein of 649 amino acids. The transcript is spliced from 4 exons. NCBI's taxonomy places the organism in Eukaryota, Fungi, Ascomycota, Dothideomycetes, Mycosphaerellales, Mycosphaerellaceae. Gene Ontology annotation, biological process: DNA-templated transcription.
AUGGCACAGCGAUUACAGGAACUCUGCGCCCUGCUGGUCGAAGACACCUGCGGCUACCUCUGCUCUCAAAUCUUCACCACCCUCGCCGAGAAUGGACGACUCUCUCGAUUCCAGAUCCAGCAACACACCCACAUCCCCGCCCGCCAACUUCGCACCGCCCUGGCUGUCCUCGCCCAGCUUCACCUCCUCCAUCACUACACCGGCGACGAGGGCCUCACCUUCUACUCCGUCGACUGGCGCAACUCCUACUACCUCACCCGAUCCAACCGCAUCAUCUCUCUCGCCGAGGACCGAUAUGGCGAAGGCGCCGGCAAGAUCAUGGCUAACCUUCUCCAGCUGGGCCACGCUCGAGUUGGCGACCUAGCCCAAGCCUUCGACUUCACCACCACCAAACCCAACAAUGAGGACGAUCCUUGUCGCGAGCAUGUGAACGCAGAAGGCGGGGCUAAGACCAAUGGAGCAGGCGCAAACCAUGUGCGAAAGGCACCAGACACCAAGAUCAAUACUGUCGGCCAGUUCCAUGCCACCCUACGCAAGUUGCUGAAAGCCGGCCUCUUGACCAAGGUCAACAAGAGAAUCUACACUCCAGCCGCCGACCUGGACGCAGAGAUCGAAGAGGCCGUCAUCAGCGACAGGUUCCCAGACGGCAAGAUCAACGGCCCCAGAAAACAAGCCGAGUUCAAGACUGCGGUCAACAGCCUCAAGCGCAAGUGGCGAGACAACGACGAAUUCACCGAUCGAGACCUCGAGUCCAAGGGCACCAUCCGAAGACCAGGCGAGCCGCCGGGGAAGCGUGCCAGGGUCAAUGGAGGCCUGACCAACGGCGCAGGCCACGACGACCACAUCGAGGAGAACGCCCCAAAGCUUCCGAAUGAAAUGGUCUUGAAAGUUAACUACGCACAAUUCGUCCUAGCAUUUCGCACCGAUCGGCUCGAGCAACUCGCAGAGUCAUACCUGGGCCCAGUCACAGCUGCUGUGUAUGGCGCGUUGCUGCAGGCACUCGAAGGCAAGGUGCGCGCCAGGGAUGGUGACAUCCAAGCCGAUGAAGGAUCGGAUGACGAAGAAGACGACCUCCCCGUUGCCUCCACCAUCGAGGUUGCCGACCUGCUGGACCCGACCGUCGACUUGACUCUUGGCAUUCAGGGGAUGUCGGACACACACCAGCUUCCAAACGGCGAUACGAAAGGCAAGAAGAAGGCCAAAGUCACCGACAACGAAUCUGCGGGUAUCAAGCGCGAGCACUCGGAUGACGAGAGCGAACACCAUCCCAACGGCUACAUUUCAUACGAAAGCCGCAACAAGCGCCUCAACCUGGUUGAAGACCACCUGAAACUACUCGAAGAGCACUCAAAAGGCUUCUGCAAACGGGUUGGAGGUGCCGGCCAUGGCGAGUGGCGGGUGUACUUUUCAGCACUCACCGACACACUUGUCCAGACCACGGUCGAUGCCACCAUCUUGGCUCGAUUCGGCAGGACGCACGCCUUGUUGGUGCGCAUGCUCCGCGAGAAAGGACGGCUGGCAGAGAAAGAGAUUGGUGCUCUGACAUUGAUGCGCGCAAAAGACGUGCGCUCUAUCCUGACCGAGCUGCAGUACGCUGGCAUCAUCGAGGCUCAAGAAGUCCCCAAGGAUACCUCACGGCAGCCCACACGAACACUAUACCUCUACUUCCACGACCAGAAGCGAGUACAAAGCUUGCUACUCCAACAGACAUACCAAGGCAUGUCAAGAAUGCUACAGCGUCUGAAACAAGAACGAGAAAACUACAAGAACGCCAUCGAAAAGGCCGAGAUGAUGGACGUCAAGCAAGAAGAGCUCAAUUCGAACGAGCGAGAUGCCGUAAUGCAGUGGCGAGAGGUGGAAGAAAAGCUUGUGAUUCAAAUCCAGCGGAUGGACGAACAGGUGGCGCUUUUGCGGGACUAUUCUGGAAAGGACAGCUCUCUGGUUUCAUGA